CUAUCCUCCACUAAGUCCAUCUCCUCCCUGGCAAAACACAACACAUGCGCCAUUGCUUUGCUUUGCUGAAGUUGGAUUAUGAUAUAAGAAAAAGGAAAAGGAAAAGCUCCCCUCUCCCAUAGUAGAUCAAAAUCAAUGGACGAGGAGAAGGAGAAGAAGGUGGUUUUCGUGUGGGAUAUGGAUGAGACUCUGAUCCUGCUGAAAUCGCUAAUCACGGGCACAUACACCAAGGCUUUCAAUGGCUCUAAAGACGUUGAGAAGGGCAUCGAAAUCGGCAAAACUUGGGAGAAUCAAAUCCUUCGCAUCUGCGAUGAUUACUUCUUCUAUGAACAAAUUGAAGGUUGCAACAAGCCUUUUGUUGAUUCAACCAGGGAGUACGAUGAUGGCCUGGAUCUCACUGAUUAUGAUUUUGCAAAUGAUGCUUUUGUUGGUGCUGCUUUUGACGACGAUGCUAACAAGAAGAAAUUGGCAUACAGACACCGCAUCAUUGCCCACAAGUAUAAAAAGGGCUUGCGUAGCUUGUUUGGUGAAAAGAUGAUUAAAUCCUGGGACAAUCUUUAUGAGGUUACCGAUGAUUUUACAGACAAAUGGCUGUCUUCAGAUUUGUCUUGUAUUGCUGCAGCCAAGGCCUGCGUGGCACAAUGUGCAGGUGAUUCAGGAGCUGAAAAUAUCAAUGUUAUUGUGACUUCAGGCUCAUUGAUCCCAAGCCUAGUUAAAUGCUUAUUGUUCCGACUCGAUGAUUUGAUUUCCUAUGAUAAUGUUUAUAGCUCAUGGGAAGUUGGCAAGUAUCAGUGUUUUUCCUUGAUCAAAGAACGAUUCGACGGGCCAAACGUGCAGUUUUGUGCAAUCGGUGACGGGUGGGAAGAAUGUGAAGCAGCUGAAAACAUGCAAUGGCCGUUUGUGCAGAUAGAUCCUGUGCCCGUUAGCACCUCUCACCGUUUUCCCGGGCUCAAUCUCGAGACAUUAGGACACUAUAUUGGUGUCGUUUAUGGCGGGGAUUCUGACGAUGAGGAUGAAUAGAUCCUUUGAAACAACCAAAUUUCAUUUUUAUAUUUAUGUUGCUGCCGAUAGUACAAACUCAUGUACAUUGUAAGUUGUAUUCAAGAUUAUAAUUUAUCUUUUUGACUUUCAUUUUGUUACACACUCUGGUAGUAGGUUAGUAUUUGUGUUCACCUAACAAACUACCAAGGGUUUUGUUAUAUGUUAUAAUAAAUAAAUGUGGUUAAAGGUAAA
This is a messenger RNA of Helianthus annuus (common sunflower), 1233 nucleotides long. Its product is annotated as eyes absent homolog. The record is from RefSeq and is a predicted model, not a curated record. Gene Ontology annotation, cellular component: nucleus. Lineage: Eukaryota; Viridiplantae; Streptophyta; Magnoliopsida; Asterales; Asteraceae. The transcript is spliced from 5 exons. Gene Ontology annotation, molecular function: protein tyrosine phosphatase activity. Gene Ontology annotation, biological process: multicellular organism development; cell differentiation; positive regulation of DNA repair. Bases 136 to 1020 code for a protein of 294 amino acids.